GCCCCUCUGGCGCCGUGUGCCGGGCUGUUUGCCGCUCUGUGCGCAGGUGGAUCCAUGAGCUCCCCCAGGAGCGGCACCGGCGCCGCGCAGCACCGCGUCGGGGCGGGGGGAGCGGCCGCCUGCCUCGGCACCGCCGCCGCCGCGGGGGGCGGCCCCGCCCGGGCACGGGGUGGGCAGGCGUGAGGAGGGCGAAGUUUCUCCGCGGCUCCGGGCCCCUCGCAGGGACAGCGGGGAGGGAAGGACUUGGCCCCGUGGUGCUGGGGGAGCUGACACCGCCGCCGCCAGCAGAGCAGCCCGGCUUUGGCCAUGAAGAGGAAACAGAAGAGGUUUCUGCAAAUGACGCUGCUCUUCACCGCGGCUCUGAUUUUCCUGCCUGACAUCGGCCUCUGGUCUCUCUACAAGGAGAAGCACCUGGUGAAGCCGGCCGAGCCCGCCGAGCCGCAGACACUUCCAUUGGGGCUGGGAGAUGGACAGCUCUUUACCUGGACUGAUGGCUUAAAAAGGAAGGACUGGCAUGAUUAUGAAAGCAUUCAAAAAGAUGCUAUGCGUUCAGGGAAAGGUGAACAUGGAAAGCCAUACCCUCUUACAGAGGAAGACCACGAUGAUUCUGCUUAUAGGGAAAAUGGCUUCAACAUAUUUGUUAGCAACAAUAUAGCACUGGAACGAUCACUGCCAGACAUCCGACAUCCUAACUGUAAGCACAAGGUGUACUUGGAAACACUGCCAAAUACUAGCAUAAUUAUCCCAUUUCAUAAUGAAGGCUGGACUUCACUCUUGAGAACAAUACACAGUAUUAUCAACCGCACCCCAGACAGCCUGAUAGCAGAAAUCAUUCUUGUGGAUGACUUCAGCGACAGAGGAGCAGUUUCCAUUGGUGCCAUAAUACUAUUCAUGGGCCUGAAAUGA
This is a messenger RNA of Pipra filicauda (Wire-tailed manakin), 906 nucleotides long. Its product is annotated as polypeptide N-acetylgalactosaminyltransferase-like 6. Gene Ontology annotation, cellular component: Golgi apparatus. Bases 307 to 906 code for a protein of 199 amino acids. The transcript is spliced from 5 exons. NCBI's taxonomy places the organism in Eukaryota, Metazoa, Chordata, Aves, Passeriformes, Pipridae. The record is from RefSeq and is a predicted model, not a curated record.